AUGUCUUCCAAUCGCACUGCUUCAUACUCACUUGAGGAAGAUAUGCACUUGUGUCAUGUAUAUAUUGACAUUUCUCAAGAUCCAAUCAUAGGAAGAAACCAAUCAGGUAACAGUUUUUGGGCAAGAGUUGAAUCAGAGUACCACAAGAAUGAGAAGUUUAUUGCAAAAUUAAGGGGAUGCAUCAACCAAAUUGAAAAUAAAAAUCCAAGUGGUGCUUUACAAGAAGAUAUUAAAUUUACAAGCGAUGACAACAUCAAUGCACCAAGUAUAUUCCAACAAGAUGGUCCUAAUUUUACUUCGUCCAAAUCAUCAUCUCACAAUUUCGAUUCUCCGACGUCAGCAUCCACCGGUAUGAGUUCAUUUGAUCUUAAUGUAAAUAAUGAGGAAAUCAUUACUAAUUCAACUGAAAGACCUAUUGGUGUGAAAAAACCAAAGGCAAAACAAUUAGGUGAUGAUCAAUUUAACAAACUAAUGGAACAAAGUAAAAAACUCGUUCAAGUUAUUGAAAAGAGUAACAUAGAUAGAAAUGAACGCCAUAAAAGAAAGACUGAAGAUAAAAUUUUAUUCACGGAUUUGGAUUCUAUAUCCGAUCCAAAGUUUCGCUAG
Messenger RNA from Humulus lupulus (European hop), 606 nucleotides. RefSeq lists its product as uncharacterized. Lineage: Eukaryota; Viridiplantae; Streptophyta; Magnoliopsida; Rosales; Cannabaceae. The coding region runs from base 1 to 606 and encodes 201 amino acids. The transcript is spliced from 3 exons. The record is from RefSeq and is a predicted model, not a curated record.